CUCAAAACUUCUAGGAUGGCGCAUGGACUUCCAAAGCAAAACCUAGUUUAUCGUGGUCAUAUAUUUUUUUUUUUCAUGGACGCAUUUAAGAAUAAAAAUAAUUCUUUUUUAACAACUCUCCUAAUCUCUUUCUUGUUAUUUGAGGAAGGCCUCAUUUUUGACACGAAAUAAAACCAUUUUAGAUUUGUUGGAGCCACAGCCUAUGAAGUCUCCAUCUUUAUAAAUCUCUCUCCUCUCUCUCUUUCGAUAACUCUCUAACUCUCUCUUCUCUUUUUGUGAGUUACAGUGAUAGAAAAUGGAGAAGAAACUAGUGCCUUGUUUGGUUUCAUUUGUUUUGAUAUUGUGCAGCGUGUCUCAUGUUAGAUCAGAUGCAUCUGAUCAUCGUUACAAAGUUGGAGAUGAUGUCCCUCUCUACGUUAACAAGGUUGGGCCUUUUCACAAUCCCAGUGAAACAUACCGCUACUUUGAUCUGCCUUUCUGCUCAUCAGGUCCCACAAAGGACAAGAAGGAAGCCCUUGGUGAAGUGUUGAAUGGAGAUCGUUUAGUCACUGCCCCAUACAAACUCGACUUUUUAAAUGACAAGGAUUCUGAAGUUGCUUGCAAAAACACGCUGACAAAGGAACAAGUUGCUCAGUUCCGAGAAGCAGUUUCCAAGGACUACUACUUCCAAAUGUAUUAUGAUGACUUGCCCAUUUGGGGUUUCUUAGGGAAAGUUGACAAGGAAGGCAAGAAUGACCCUAGUGAAUACAAAUAUUACCUGUUUAAGCAUCUUCACUUUACCAUCUUUUACAACAAGGAUCGUGUCAUUGAGAUCUCUGCGCAAUCUGAUCUGAACAAUGUUGUGGACCUUACUGAAGAUAAAGAAGUCAAUGUGGAGUUCAUGUAUUCAGUUAAAUGGAAGGAAACAGAUAUAACAUUUGAGAAAAGGAUGGACAAGUAUUCACAAUCUUCUUCACUUCCUCAUCACUUGGAAAUUCAUUGGUUCUCAAUUAUUAACUCGUGUGUGACAGUUCUCCUCUUGACUGGUUUUCUUGCCACAAUUCUCAUGCGAGUCCUGAAGAAUGAUUUUGUCAAAUAUGCUCAUGAUGAGGAGUCAGCUGAAGACCAAGAAGAGACUGGGUGGAAGUACAUCCAUGGUGAUGUAUUUAGAUAUCCAAAGUAUAAGUCUUUGCUUGCAGCAGCAGUUGGCUCUGGCACCCAGCUGUUUACCCUUACAAUUUUCAUUUUCGUGCUUGCUCUAGUUGGUGUUUUUUAUCCUUACAAUCGUGGAGCUCUAUUUACUGCACUGGUUGUCAUAUAUGCUUUGACAGCUGGGAUUGCAGGCUACACUGCAGCCUCUUUCUUUUGCCAACUGGAAGGAAAAAAUUGGGUCAGGAACCUGUUGCUAACUGGAGCCCUGUUUUGUGGUCCUCUGUUUCUCACCUUUUGCUUUCUUAAUACCGUUGCAAUUGCAUAUAGUGCCACUGCAGCAUUGCCAUUUGGAACAAUAGUGGUGAUAUUUCUUAUAUGGGCUCUGGUAACAACACCAUUGCUGGUACUGGGUGGGAUUGCAGGGAAGAAUAGCAAGGCUGAGUUUCAGGCUCCUGUCCGCACCACUAAAUAUCCCAGAGAGAUUCCUCAGUUGCCUUGGUAUCGGAAAACACUUCCUCAGAUGGCCAUGGCAGGAUUCUUGCCUUUCAGUGCAAUCUAUAUUGAACUUUACUACAUAUUUGCCAGUGUUUGGGGUCACAGGAUCUACACCAUAUACAGCAUCUUGUUCAUUGUCUUCAUCAUUCUGUUGAUUGUCACUGCUUUUAUAACAGUGGCGUUGACAUAUUUCCAACUUGCUGCUGAAGACCAUGAGUGGUGGUGGAGGUAUAAAUUUGGCCUGGCUGAAGACCUCAUUGAUACAGCUGAUCUGGCAGCCACUGAAGCUACUGUUUGA
Molecule: messenger RNA, 1924 nt
Organism: Populus euphratica (Euphrates poplar)
Lineage: Eukaryota; Viridiplantae; Streptophyta; Magnoliopsida; Malpighiales; Salicaceae
Product: transmembrane 9 superfamily member 3-like
Exons: 7
Coding region: 296-1924 (542 amino acids)
Biological process (GO): protein localization to membrane
Cellular component (GO): membrane
Source: RefSeq, a predicted model, not a curated record